Molecule: messenger RNA, 2577 nt
Organism: Periophthalmus magnuspinnatus
Lineage: Eukaryota; Metazoa; Chordata; Actinopteri; Gobiiformes; Gobiidae
Product: nuclear body protein SP140-like protein
Exons: 16
Coding region: 181-2121 (646 amino acids)
Biological process (GO): regulation of transcription by RNA polymerase II
Cellular component (GO): nucleus
Molecular function (GO): DNA-binding transcription factor activity, RNA polymerase II-specific; protein binding; DNA binding
Source: RefSeq, a predicted model, not a curated record
GACACUGGGCACAGACACAGGGCGGCACAGAUUCUCCUGAUUCUGGAGUAAAUUAUUAUUAUUUUUUUAUGUGUUCAGGUUUGAUUUUAUGAGCUGCAGCCUCGUGAGUCUCUGCUCCUGACCUGACUCUGACCUGACUCUGACCUGACUCUGACCUGACUCUGUCUCUGACCUAAAAUAAUGGACCCUUUGGAUUUUCUGGAGGAGAAGGAGCUGCUCGGUUUCCUCCGCCUCAACAAAACAAACCUGUCUCUCAUGGACAAACCGAAGACGUUUGUGAGGCAGCUCCGGGACUUCAACCUCAUCUCCACGGACCAGCUCUCGAAAAUCAACCGUAUGAAAAGCAACGAGAGGAUCAAGGACGCCGUGUACGAUGUUCUGGAGUUUAUAGAAACAAAACGACCCGAGCGCAUCAAACGCUUCUGGACAUGUGCGUUCAAGGAGCCCAUCUUGAGCCUUUACCCCACGCUCCGAAUGCUCCGACACAGCCUGAUCGAUGGUUCUUAUGCGUGUGAGAGCGCCCUGCUGGAGGACGUGCACCACGAGGACAAGGACGACACGGAAGGACAGAAGACGGAAGACGAGUUGGAAGUGAAGAAAGCUGGAAAAAAGAGGAAGAAAACCACUGACGACGGUGACGGUGACGUUGACGACGAGCGGCCGUCUAUGUCGACUCAAGUUACUCCACGUUUACGAAAGAAAUGCAAAAAACUGUGCUUCUCCCCUCCGUUGAAAAAGGGAGAAAAAGGAGAAAUCUGGACAUGGGGGUUUUAUAAAGUCCAGCUGCCGGUGACAUGUGGAGAUUUAGAGGGAAUCCUGCACCGGGACAGACUCUCCAGAGGUGAAAAGUGCAUCCUGGUGAAGAGCCGGUGGUUUACUCCGUCUGAAUUUGAACAACUUGCAGGAAAAGAAGCAAAUAAGAACUGGAAACUAAGCAUCCGCUGUAAGGAAACACCUCUAGGAAAACUCAUAAAAGAGGGACACCUGACGACCGUAGGAUACAAAAGAUCCUCAAAGGUCAAGAAGCAUUUAUUUCCUCCUGAGGAAACCACAGCAGAGACAGAAGAGACAGAAGACGAGAGAGCAGAGACAGAAGACGAGAGCAGAGAUUCAUCGAGCAGAGAAAGUCCCUCAGGUUCAACAGAGGAACAUGAAGAGGACGGAGAAGGACGUCCCCAGGUGCAUUUAGAGACAAGAUCCCUCCCACACAGAGUCCUCAGAGUGGAGUGUGGGAAUGUCACGGGUUUACUCCACACGAAACGCUUUGCCUCAGGCACAUGUGGGCGGAGCAUCCGCACUGAGACCAGAUGGAUGACCCCAGUGAACUUUGUGAAGGAGGCGUCGUGUCAGACAGAUGUUUCAUGGAAGCUGCAAAUAAAGUGUGAAGGAAAAGCACUGGGAGAGUUAGUAAAGGACAGGGUUGUGGACGUUCACUCUCUGCUGUGUAAUUGUUGCCUUUGUCUUCCAGAUAGUAAAGAUUUGGACAACGAGAAGAACGAUGACGAGUGCUGGAUCUGCCGCGGAGAAGGAACAGAAGGAGAAUCGUUGGUGGAGUGUGACGAGUGUCCUCGCUCCUUCCAUCAGAAAUGUCACUUGCCUCAUGUCCCAGACGCUCUGCUGGAGGACAGCAGCCCCUGGAUAUGCACCCCCUGUGUCCUCUUCCAUACUCUGGAGCUGUACCCGGAGCUGCACAUGGACGCCGCCCUGUCCGGUCUCGUAUCAGCUCACAUGUUGCACUGUCAGUAUCUGCUGCUGGGACUCUACAGGGACGACGAGGACUGUCUCUUUAAAUCUGACCCGUGUCAUCUCCCAGAAUACACCAGGGUGAUCCGCACACCCAUGAGUCUGGACCAGGUCACAGACAAACUCCAGAGGGACAGAUACGAGACAGUGGGACAGUUUGUGUCCGACAUCCAGCUCAUUUUCUCCAACUGUGCGUCGUAUAAUCGGGAUAAUCCUGAGUUUCUUUCCGUCGGUGCGACAUUAAAAGAAUCUUUUGAAAAAGAAUUGAACACAGUGUUUAAGAUUCAACCCUCGUCCUCAGAAUCAGAAUCAGAAUCAUUAGUUUUAUUCAUCCCUGAAGCGGAAAUUCAGUUUCUCUCAGACGUGAGCAGCAAAUAAAACUUCAAAACUUUACUUAUCAACUAAACCCCAAGUAAAAAUAAAAUAACUUAUAACUACAUCAUAACUUAACUUAAUAAUAAAAUAUAUUAUUAUAUUUCCCUCACAGCAGAUUUACAGAUUUAUGCACAAUUUUACAAAUCGACAUAAAUCAACAGAUUCAUGAAAGUUUAUCUGAAAAGGCAGAAAACAUUUCUGUCCCUCAGAGUGAGACAAACCAGACAACUGCCCAGGGGACAGAGGACCUCAGAGGACCUCAGGGCCUCAGAGGACCUCGGGGCCUCAGAGGACCUCAGAGGACCUCGGGGCCUCAGAGGACCUCAGAGGACCUCGGGGCCUCAGAGGACCUCAGAGGACCUCGGGGCCUCAGAGGACCUCAGAGGACCUCGGGGCCUCAGAGGACCUCAGAGGACCUCGGGGCCUCAGAGGACCUCAGAGGACCUCGGGGCCUCAGAG